AAGCUGCGGGGAAAGUGUUGGUCAAGCUCUCGACUGGAUUGGUUGAUUAUCGGGGAGUAGUUGAAAAAUUUUAUUAGCGUCGCAGUCAUCGUAUUUAUCAGUGUUGAAGUAUAGAAGAUGCAACUAUGGAUAAAAAUGGACAGAAAGGAAAAAGUGAUUUAUCGUGUGCAAGCUGCUACAAUGCCAUAGAAAAAGACGGAUACAUCGGCGCCCUCGGACAAGAAUGGCACACCGACUGCUUCAGGUGUUCGGUGUGCGACAGUCAUCUAUCGAGUUGGUAUUUCGAGAAAGAGGGCCUGCUGUUCUGCAAGGAUGACUACUGGGCAAAGUAUGGCGAAUGUUGCCAACAGUGUGGUCAGGUGAUUUCCGGGCCAGUUAUGGUUGCUGGCGAUCAUAAAUUUCAUCCGGAGUGUUUCUGCUGUGAAUCAUGUAAAAUUUACAUUGGCGACAGGGAAGCAUAUGCACUUCUGGAACGAUCCAAGCUCUUUUGUGGACAGUGUUACAAAAAACGGAUGAAUGACACUACAAAAGUGGAUCGUCAAAUCCCAGGCAGUGCCAUGACCCAUGACAUGGAUGGUUCUUCAAAAAAGAUCCCGCACUCUAUUCGGCUGGUGGAAAUUCCCUGGUCCAAUGUCAAGAAGGAUGGCAUUCGCCUUUCCACGGAUGAGCAUCUCUAUGGUAUUCCUUCCCAUUCUGCGGUGGGAUGCAAAGGAGUUCGAAUUUCAGAGGUGUUCUGCACUUUCUAUGGGCAGGUUGGAAAAUACAUUUUCUCAUGUGUAUCUACUGCCCUAGACGCUUGUUGCGGGGUGCUACAUUGUAGAAUUGACCUAACGUCAGAUCUGAUGUCCCUACACAUUGGGGACAAAAUUCUGGAAGUAAACGGUACACCAGUUAGAGAUGCUCCGUUGGAAAAUGUUGAAAAGUUGAUUCAAAGUUCCGGAAAAGUGCUUCAGCUAACGGUGGAACAUGAUCCGGAAGUAGUGGAUCGAUGCCGUUUGAACAAUGCUGCCGAGGAACAUCGGUACACUCCGGUGGACACAAACUGCAACAAUGCUGGUCUGACGGUCGUUGGACCCGGCGUGCUCAAGGAACGUUCUCCCUCGCCAAAUAAGUACGAUAAGGAAAGAAUGUUCAAGAAGAAAGACGAGGGCUACAUGAGUGGUACGACGCGAAAGCUGCAAAAGCGAUUGAAGGAUGUGAACUGCAAUAAUGCUUCAAAUAGCCUCAAGGAAAAGGAGAGAAGUUCCAGUAUGUCCAAGCUAUUGGACGAGUACCAACACCAUCAUCACAGUGGCGAUUUCUAUGAUUUGUCACGAACUAAGUCGUUUAGGGUUGAGCAGAAAGCUGCUCGUAUUUUUCGGGCGUCGGAUCUCGUUCAGGGUGAAUUGCUGGGCAAAGGUUUCUUCGGUCAAGUGUUCAAGGUGACUCACCGGGUGACACAAGAAGUGAUGGUAUUGAAAGAACUUUAUCGAGUAGACGAAGAAGCGCAGAAAAAUUUCCUUAAAGAAGUUGCCGUGCUGCGAUCCCUUUCGCACAACAAUGUUCUGCGAUUUAUCGGAGUACUGUACAAAGAUAAGAAGCUACAUUUGGUGACGGAAUACAUUCCGGGUGGUUCGCUGAAAGAGUUGAUUCAUGACUCUGGACUGCCACUGCCAUGGGAGCUGAGAAUCCGCUUUGCUCGUGAUAUAUCCUGCGGCAUGAGCUACCUACAUUCCAUGAACAUUAUACAUCGGGACCUGAACUCUCUCAAUUGCCUAGUACGGGAAGACAAGACAGUGAUCGUGGCUGAUUUUGGGCUAGCGCGUAUAAUCAAACAGCCAUUCAGUACCGCGUUUGAAAAAUGUUCUCAAUCAAAUGGCACGGGAACCGUUGGUCGUCGGGGUCGACCUCGUAGACAGCGAUACACUGUGGUAGGGAAUCCAUACUGGAUGGCACCGGAAAUGAUGCGUGGCAACAAGUACGACGAGAAAGUUGACAUAUUUUCCUUCGGCAUCAUGCUGUGUGAGAUCAUUGGGCGAGUGCAAGCGGAUCCUGACUACUUACCGAGGACCUCGGAUUUCGGACUGAAUCAGGCAGUUUUCAAAGAAAAGUUUUGCGAACAAUGUCCUGAACCGUUCUAUAAAAUUGCCUUUCUGUGUUGUGAUUUGAAUCCGGACAAACGGCCUCCAUUCAAUAUUCUGGAAGUGUGGUUUGAAAGCAUGGCUCACAACGCCACGCUGGGUAAACCCCUUCCCUUAACCAUUGCCGCCGAAAUCAAGCACUUCAAAGGACAGAGGAGCAACGACUCUAGCAAGUGUACAACUCCGGAUGGGCUGGCCACGCCUCCUGCUUCAGGCGUCAAACCGUCGCUGAGUCGCAAAAGGAUCAAUGAAGGUAUGAUGGUAGAAGAGAAAGAAAAUUGUGAAAAGACAGUAAAACCCGCCAAUAAUGAUGGCGGUGUUGACAUGGUAGACUGUGCAAAAUCUCCCAAGGGAGCAAUGGCAACGAAAGACAGUGUGGAAAACAAUAACAUUACCAGUAGUGAUAGCACUAGCAGUAGCGUAAAUGUAAGUGGAUUCAUUUUGGGGGUCACGGAGAUACCCAGGUCGCCUCAUUUGAGCAAAGAUUUCUCACCUAAUGGUGAUCGUAUUCGAGAUAGCAUAAGGGCAAGACGUAGGCAGCGAAUGAUACUUAACAGGGAGAACCAGCGGAAGUCGUUAGAUUCUAGUAAUUUAGGUUUGAAACUGAAUGGCGUAGAUCUAGUAAUUAAUGCUGAUUCAAGCAUUUCGGAGCCAACUAGUUUGAUACAGAUUGAUCCAAACGCUUUGAAGCAACCAUCUUCGACAGAGGAUGUGCUCAAUUUGGUGAAAGAUUCAUUGACAAACAAUCCUCAACUGACGAGAAGGUACGAUGAGUCACCAAGGGCCAAACGUUACGGGGAGAAGGGUUUCAUAAUUCAGAUGAAUAAUGGCAAUUUGACACUGAAUAACGUAAAAGACUUAGAGGGUUGCUCAGAUUUUGACUCAAGUUGUGAUACAAGCUUAAACUAUAUUGAUGUAAAUGGUAGUUGCACAAACGGUAGUCUGUUAUCUGCCGUUGAAAAUGAGAUUGCUGGUAUGACACAAGAGUCAAAGGAUACUUGGUCAGCAUCUGAUGCGGUAAAUGAAAAUUCUUCAGUCAAACAAGAAGCUACUAAAGUUUUGCCUAGAACUGCUUUGGAUGAUCUUAGAACACAGUUGAGUAUGUGUAGGAAAGAAAGUUUAGAAACACAGUCUGAAAAGGAAAACGUUAAGGUAGAAGUAGUUGCUGAAACGAAGGAUGCAAAAAACAAUAGGAUGUUUAGUAAGAUAAACCCGCUUGCAACUAUUUUAGGUGGUAGAAACAGCUCACUGGAAAAAGAGAGAUCUAAAAGUCCACUGAAAACAAACAAAUAUACAUCAAAACUAUUUCGGGUUAGUGAUACGCCAAUAUUUGAGCGCCGUAAUAUUAGUUCCCCAGUUCCUCCGCCGAUGAAACGUAGCGACUCAGGUGAUCAAAUAAAGCCACCCAAAACGGCUAGUCAAGAAAAGCCUAUGUUUGCUUCUAAGCAGAAAGUUUCGCCAACUUCUGAUCUGAAACCACAGUCUAGCUUUGUUGAAAGUGCUCCAGCCUCGACUAGUAACAGCUAUGCCAUUAGUAAGCUCAAAACAUCUAGGAAUAUCUUUGCAGAUAAAAAUCUUCCUCAAGUGUUUGUCUAUAAAACCAAAAAAACACCAACUCUAACGGCACACGUGCCAACCUCGGAUGCCAUAUGUACAAGUAGCUCUAGUACCAUUAAUAGCAGUAAGUCCAAAUCGUUAUCAGUGACCAUAGAAAAGCCGCCCACAAAUAGGAAGCCACCGAUUGCUGGUGGCGCCACUAGCAGUAGUAGUAAUAUGCUUAGUUUAAAUAAGAAUCGCAGUUUUCGACCGAUGGAAAGUAGCUCGCCGAGAUAUUCGAGGCAUCAGCAACCGGUCGAAAAAUACGUGGCCUUAUCGUCGUCUCUUAGUGGUAGUGGUAGCAAUUCGCGAACCGAGUCUCCAUCGCCAACCAGUGGCGUAAGUGGCACUCAAAAUCGAUCGAAAAUGUCAAACAAUCGCACGGGAAUACUUUCACCGGAGAGCAUCCGAAAGUUAAACGCCAGGUUACUAGAAAAUCGUAAAUUGUCCAACGAAGGUGAGACUGGUGCUAGCAACUUUUCGACAAGAGUCAGAUCUUCUGGCAGUAGCGAAAAAUCCAUGGGAGUACACAAGGGGGGGAACACUCAGCAGGAGAAAAAAACGCGUUCAAUAGUCAAAUCCAAACGAGGUGAAAUUAAGGCUGCAGCAAUUUAAGCAUUUGUUCGGAUGAAUGAUUUGUUGUGUUGAAUUCAUGCAAGUGGGUGCUUUUUGUUUUGACAAAAUUUAACACUUAAACCGCAAUCCUUAACAUAUUUCUUGAAGUGAGUUGCGGUGGACUAUAUGGAAAGGGACAAGUAGUUAUCCCAAGCAUGGAUGUUUAAAACGGAUUUUUUAAAUAUUUUUUUCUAUUUUAUAACAUUACCCUGAAAACCGUUCCCCAGAAUCUCAUUUCCCAAAACACACAAUGCGUUGAAUGUAUGGAGAUACGGGACAAAAAUCAAAACUGGAAGAUAAAACCAUUCUGAUUUGUUCUGUCUUCCUGAGUGACUUGCUAAGGAUUCACCCUUAUUUUGGUGAUCAAUAUUUACUUCAAUUUAACAAGUCCAAGGCGAACGAUAGUGAUAUCUAUCAAAGAACCGACUCAGUUUAUUGCUAACUAAUAAUCCUAUAUUUCAUCUUCAAUCAUACCUGAGUGGUGUGUUACAUUUUCUGUUGCGUAUGCACUCGGUAGUUUAUCGCUCUUCAACAGCGAGCUGUGUGGCAUUCUCUUGAUUAACGUCCGAUCGUGAUUGCAGUUCUGUCUAGAAUGAAUUAUAUUGCUCCACCAAAAUCUCAACCUACCUAUUCGUUCUUAAUAUUUACCUACAAUAUGCAAACAGGAAAAUGGUCAGCAUGCCCCAUGCGUUUUUGUGCUGCGUCGGCAGUCAGCAAUAAACGCAUGAGCCUUUGCGCGUGCCAUAAAUUCUUUUGUUCUCAUGACUUUUACUGUGCGCCGUGUGUUGGUGCUGUCUCGCUCUCUCUUAUGGGCAACUUCAAAACAGGGCGUACAGUAAAAGUCAAACGUUUUAUAGCAUGCAUAGGCUCAUAAUGCGGUCAGGCUAAUAUAUAAAACAAUUGUUACGGUUAGUACUAUGAUGACAGGAAGAGUCUUGCAAUUUGUUAUAAUUCCACUACAGUACUCUUUAGAUAUUUUCGGUUUGGACACUUUUUUAGAUUUUUCAAAAUAUUGGAAAGUUUUUUAAUUAAUGGAUCGAUAUCUUCAUCCGUUGAAUUUUAAAACACGAAAAACCAUUACACACUUUGUUCAAAGAUUACCGGUUUUACACAUUUGAAAUUUAACACCUUUAACACUACGUCAAACGCAUUUUACAAAUUUACAACAUAUCACUUAACACUACCUAUUUAUACUAACCUUUGAUUAUAAUUAUCCACUCCAUUACUUUGUAUGUGUAGUUUGAUGCGCUCAAUCCUGGAUCAGCAACAGUAGCGAGUUUACAGUUAAUCGCUCUACCACUCAACGGCUCUACCGUGGGUUGUGCGGGGGACUCUGCUUUGUUGAUGUCUUUGGUUCGCACUGAUGUGACGCUAUCCACAAGCGCAGUGUGGUUGAUUUUGACGAUAUUGUUAACUUUCGCGCACUUCGCGAUGACUUUACGAUUUUCACACUCUACCAC
Messenger RNA from Aedes aegypti (yellow fever mosquito), 5791 nucleotides. RefSeq names its product LIM domain kinase 1 (gene LIMK1). NCBI's taxonomy places the organism in Eukaryota, Metazoa, Arthropoda, Insecta, Diptera, Culicidae. The transcript is spliced from 9 exons. Gene Ontology annotation, biological process: protein phosphorylation; actin cytoskeleton organization. Bases 126 to 4331 code for a protein of 1401 amino acids. The record is from RefSeq and is a predicted model, not a curated record. Gene Ontology annotation, cellular component: nucleus; cytoplasm. Gene Ontology annotation, molecular function: protein binding; ATP binding; protein serine/threonine kinase activity.